ACACCUACCCGUAGUAGGUGGAGGAAGAGGAGUGGUUCAGUCGCCUUGCAUGAAGUGUAGUCUACUGUAGAGGGCUUUUGUCACGGCAGUCGUACCAGAGGGCGGAGAAGAGGGGAUGGCAGAAAACAGCUCCGAUAUUAGCGGCGCCGUUUACCGGAGGUGUCUGCCUCAUUAUACCGUAGACAAGACGGCCAGUAUCGGGGCUUCGAAAUGGAUCCGCUUAAACGUUGGGGGAACGUAUUUCUUGACAACACGACAGACACUGUGCCGUGAUCCGAAAUCAUUUCUGUACCGACUGAGCCAGGCUGACCCCGAGCUCGACUCCGAUAAGGAUGAAACUGGUGCCUAUCUGAUAGACCGAGACCCUGCAUAUUUUGGCCCUGUGCUGAACUACCUGCGGCAUGGCAAGCUGGUGCUGAACAGAGAGCUGGCAGAGGAAGGUGUUUUAGAGGAAGCUGAAUUCUACAAUAUCACAUCUCUGAUAAAGCUCCUCAAGGACAAGAUCAGGGAACGUGACUGCAAGACAUCCCAGGCCCCGGUGAAGCAUGUGUACCGCGUGCUGCAGUGUCAGGAGGAGGAGCUCACACAGAUGGUGUCCACCAUGUCCGACGGGUGGAAGUUCGAGCAGCUUGUCAGUAUAGGUUACGGGCGGGCCCACCAGUCAGAGUUUCUGCUGAUUGUGUCAAGGGAGGUGAAGGGGGAGCUGCCUACCACUACCACUUCCACUACUACUACUACUUUGCCAAACAACAGCGGAGAGCUCGUCAGCAUCGGCUCCUCUUACAACUACGGGAACGAAGACCAGGCCGAGUUCCUGUGCGUGGUCUCCAAGGAGCUGCACAACCAAUCGUACGGCACCAACAGCGAGCCCAGCGAGAAAGCCAAGAACGAGGAGGACGAGGACGCCGAUUAUGAAAUGAAUGACUCUGAUUACUGAGUCAUCGUUGAGCACUCGUGACUCAGCGAUUCUUCAGGAGAGGGGCUCUCGGAUGUGAAGAACCAGUAUUAGAAGCUCCAGGGAUAAAGAUGCAAACAUAUCAUGGAAGAGGAGGAAUAAUUCUCCACAUGGAGAUGCUUAUUGAGGGGAUCCUACAUUUGUUUGUGUUUUCCUGUUUUUUCUUUUAAUUAUUAUUUCAAAAUGUAAAUAAGUCUGUUUAUCAACUAUUUGUGCCUGAUUUUUGCCCAACUGAAAAUGAUGAACUGUAAAUUGUUUCAUGCUACAAAAUAUGGCCAUAGCCAUGCAAGGCCAAUGAUUCACUCAGGGGCUUCAAUUGAGUUUUUUUCUUUAAUCUUCUAACUCAAGGGUCUUUUAAGGGAUCGUGAUGGUCUAUAUUUAUAAAGUCGACACUUCUAAUAUUGUACACAGUCAUCGAUUAAACAAGAAACAAGAAGGGAAUUUUGCAUGUAUUUAGCACACUGAGAAAUCAAGCUCAUAUAUGCAGGACCAUGCAGUAGUUUCUCCUGACCAUAGAAAAGUCUAGCACCUCCCAGAGUUUUCAGAGUUCUUAAAUAGAUGAGAUGGUCAGGACAAACCCAUAGCCCUACUAAGAGACAGUGUUGUUUUUGCUUUGACUGACAAAUAUGCUUCCUUAACAGGUUUACCCUCUGUAUUUUGGAGGGAAAUGUAUGUUUAAUAAAGCCUUUAUUAGGAGAGACAUUUUCGGGGCAAGUUUGAAUCUGCAUUUUUUUUUUUUUUUUAUAAUGGUGAAGGAAUAUCAGUUUAUAUCCUUGUUUUUGUACGUAUUCUAAAAGUACAUUAUUUAACUCUUAAACUGCACGUUUUGUACACUGUAUAGUUCACAACUUCUCUUAUGGAAGUUGGACUGGAUCUUACAAAGCUAGAAAAUGUUGAUGAUGUUGGCUAGUUUUGCAUUGUUUGUAUAGUAACUGACUGAGAUUAGUCAAGAUAAGUCAAAUAGUUCUGCUAAAUAUCUAUCUCUUGAGAAGAUGCCUGGAAUUUUUUUUUGAUAUCCAAUGACAAAAAUAUACCUUGGCUAAAAAAGUUGACUGUUAUCUUUUUUUUCUUGUAGGCUGAUACAUUGUUUUGAAGCAUAUUGAAUUGUGUGAUUUAAUACACUGCAUUCCAAGCACAACAGUGAGGAUAACACUGGGCACAAUUUGUUUUUAAGCCUUCAGUAAUUUUUUGUGUGUGUAAACACUGCAUUUCAGGACACAUUUCUUUGUGGAGAAUAGUUUCAUGACUGAGGUUUAUCGAUUCAUUGAAAUUGUAUUUACAAAUAAUUAUUGAUAGUGUUGCCUUUUCCUAAUGAUCAAAUGCAACAUCGUAUGUGUAGCUUACACAUCAAACUGUGUCAGGGAUAUGUACACUGUUCGGGUGGCCGGCACACUGGACAUUACACAGAUGUGGACACGAGCCUCCUUUGUCACACAAGUACAGACACCCCUCUGUGCUUACACACACCCUUUUUAUAUCACAUUGAGUGAAACUAACAGAUAAGCGCAUGUUUUUGAUAAACACACACAAGGGCUUUUUAAAUGCAAACUAUAUGAUCAACCUAGAGAUUCAAUAAACUUAUAGUGGGUGUUAAGUUUUUUUUUUUUUUUUUUUUCGGAGCUAAGCUAUGUUUACAUUUGCUACAGUAUUCUGAAGCUUUCCAGUUAUGCUGCAUCUUGCACUCCCUACCUUGGUAUAUAGGCAAUUAGUUGUGACUGACAUGUUUGACUUCGGCAACGGCACUCCCCAUUCCAGAUAACUUUAAGCGCAUGUAAAUUGAUUGUUAAUGUUGAUGUUUUUUGAAAAUUUGUAUACUUUUUCAAGAUGUUUGCUACCAACUCAACAGUUUUUAGCUAAAGACAAUCAUACUGUCCUUACUGUGAUGGCUUUGUUGCUCAUUGAAAUGUCAACUGGCGCUGAAGAGGGAAAUCUCAAAUAUCUUAUGUCUCAUCCCAAGUACUGUAUGUUGCAGUGAGAUUUAUUUCUUAUCGGUUUAGUUUUUUUAGUUUGUUCUCAGAUCCCACAAGUGGCACAGAGCAGCUGCACUAUCUUUACUCUGGACUGUUUACCACUUUUGGCAAUUGAUUAAAAAAAAACAAUAGAUAGAAAAAGAGUUGUGGUUCAUGCAUUCAGUCUGUAAUAUCUGCAGGUGCCCAGUCUAUGUUUGAUGAGUUGGCUGAUGUCCGCUCAUUGCAAACCACUGUUUUAUGCAUGAUUGAAGAUGAUCACACUUAAUAAAAAUCUAAAGUAAAUUGUUUCUUGCUCAGCCAGAGGAAUAACAACUACGACUUAUGUUGUUAUAUCACAACGUCAUGUCAACUUUAACUUCUGGUAUAUUAUGCAAUGUUUAAAAUGUACAAAUUCCGUGUGACUGGGAUAGAUGGUCUUGCUUAGGGUUCACCCAAUAAAAAGCUUUUCUCUUUCA
This is a messenger RNA of Osmerus eperlanus (European smelt), 3380 nucleotides long. RefSeq names its product potassium channel tetramerization domain containing 5b (gene kctd5b). Gene Ontology annotation, biological process: protein homooligomerization; proteasome-mediated ubiquitin-dependent protein catabolic process. Gene Ontology annotation, cellular component: cytoplasm; Cul3-RING ubiquitin ligase complex. Gene Ontology annotation, molecular function: cullin family protein binding. The transcript is spliced from 8 exons. The record is from RefSeq and is a predicted model, not a curated record. Lineage: Eukaryota; Metazoa; Chordata; Actinopteri; Osmeriformes; Osmeridae. The coding region runs from base 116 to 937 and encodes 273 amino acids.